AAGAAAUUUUUCACUUUUCACAUUUUCACUUUAGAAAAAGUUACACAAUCGACGCCCAGGCCCUAAAUCCGCGUAUAUGCGUGAAACGGAACACACCUUAUGUAGUUCCAAUUCCUAAAAGUGGAUGUACAGCCUAUUAAAAGUGUGCCAUGAAAAUCGCCGGUAUGAUCUCUCUCAGUCUUCUCUCUGACUUUAUGUAUAAUCAGUUCAAAUAUUUGUGAUAUUAGAAGUUAAUUAGAAAAUGGAUGAUAAUCAGAUUUAUUCUAUAAAUUUUGAAUAUAAAGAAUAUAAAAAUGUAGAAUCUUCAUCAGCAAAUAUUAUUGCCAUUGAAGAAAUUGAAGAAAAAGAGGGUGAUGACUUUCUUAUAGAGUUAUAUAGAGAGAGAAAAUAUUUAUAUGAUAAAAGUAAUCGCGAUUUUAAGAAUAAAAUCAUAAGAGGAAAUGCUUGGGUUGAAAUUUCCAAUAUUAUGCAACAAAAAAACCAAGGACAACAUUACACACCUCAAUACUGUCAAACCAGAUGUACAUCGUUACGAGAUCAAUAUAGCCGAGAAAAAAGAAAAGAUGACUACAAAAGUGGAAAUAGUUCAAAGCGCAGAACUUUUCCAUUUACUCAACUGUCCUUUCUUGACAAUUUUAUUAAAAGAAGAAGAAAUUUUUCCAACAUUAAAAAAAAAAAGAAUACAUUUGUAUCUAUGAAAAAUACAUCAGAAACAGUAACUUGUGAGAACAAUAAUUCUACUGACGGAUCACAAUAUGAACAACAAGAUAUUAAAAAUAGGCAUUACGCUGUUAAACCACGCGGCAUCCAUCCGGAAACCUUUUACAUUGAAGAUAUUAAAAACUCUCAGAAAAGAAAUAGUGAAUCUCAGGAUACAGUUGAUCAUUUAUUUCCUAACAAUUUUAUUAAAAGAAGAAGCGCAAUUAAUUAUUGUAAUCAGUCAAUCAGCGCGGAGUUACAAGAAUAAGUCAGGGGCGGGCGCGCGAAGUUAGCUGCGGCGCGGUGGCAACCGCGCUCACGUAUGCACCUGUCCGAGAAUACUUAAAUAAUACGUAUGGAAAUAAUUGGAUGGGUCGUGGAGCACCUUUUUGGCAAUGGCCACCAAGAUCAUCAGAUUUGAAUCCUUGUGAUUUUUUCUUGUGGGGUGCGCAGAAAGAGAAAAUUUAUUUUAACCGCAUAGAAACGCAGGACAAAUUAGAAGAACGAAUACAAAGAACGUUUGCUACCGUACAGCGGCGACAUAUAAAGAAUGCCACAGAAAGCGUUGCGUACAGGGCAACAAAACGUUUGGAAGCGAAUGGUGGCCAAUUCCAUUUAAUGUAAAAAAAUCCUCCAUUGAAUAAAUAAAUUUAUUCCUUUUA
Molecule: messenger RNA, 1361 nt
Organism: Nylanderia fulva
Lineage: Eukaryota; Metazoa; Arthropoda; Insecta; Hymenoptera; Formicidae
Biological process (GO): regulation of transcription by RNA polymerase II
Cellular component (GO): transcription regulator complex; nucleus
Source: RefSeq, a predicted model, not a curated record